AUGCCAUUCAACGGAUACACGGUCAGCUGCUACCUCCUCGACCGUCUUGUGGAGGCGGGGUGCGAGCACCUCUUUGGAGUCCCUGGCGACUUCAAUCUGCGCUUCCUGGAUGAUGUCAUGACGAACCCACGAAUGAAGUGGAUUGGCACGGCAAAUGAGUUGAACGCGGCCUACGCUGCCGACGGCUACGCACGUCAACGCGGCCUGGGUGCUGUCGCCACCACCUGCGGUGUCGGCGAGCUCUCCGCGCUUAACGGAAUCGGUGGUAGCUUCGCAGAGAGCGUCCCGGUCAUUCACAUUGCCGGUGCUCCCUCCACAAAGAGCCAAGGUAACCGUGAGCUGCUACAUCACACACUUGGUGACGGCAACCACGCGCACUUUCUGCACAUCAGCGCUGAGGUGUGCUGCAUUGCGGUAAUGCUGACACCCGAGAACUGCCUGAUGGAGAUCGAUCGUGUUAUCACAGAGGUGCUGUAUCAGAAGAAGCCGGGAUAUAUUGCCCUGCCGACAAACUUAGCGGAAAUGAUAGUGCCGCCUCCGCCGACGAAGUUGAUGCGCCGCCUGCCGGAGGUUUCCCCUGACUCGGUCAGUGCAUUUAAGCUCACUGUAGCGUCUCACCUGCACAGCUCCUGCAAUCCGGCUGUGCUGACGGGUCACUUGAUUCAGCGCUACCAAUGCGGUCCGUUCGUGAAUCGCUUCCUUGAGAACGUUCGCAUCCCGUACGCUGCCGCUGUCCUCGGCAAGGGCGCCGUAAACGAGCACCUGGAGAACUACGUGGGCACCUACAUCGCCGGCAAUGCCCCGUGCCCUGCGAAGUCCGUCAUUGAAAAUGCCGACGUGUGCAUCUCGAUUGGCGUUCAGUUUGUCGACACUGUCACCGCAGUAUUCCGGCACAAGAUUGACCCUCUAAAACUGAUCGACAUCCAGCCCUUCUUCGCCAAGGUUGGGGACCAGAUCUUCCCCCAGGUGCCGAUGGAGGUGGCUGUGAAGGUGGUUGAGGAAACCGCGAUGGAAUGCCACACGAACUGGAGCACGGAGUACCCGGAUCCGGAUAGCUUCCGCUCUCCGGAUAGCGCUGACACCCUCGACCUCUGCCAUGUGUGGCGCGAGAUUCAGAACGGCCUGCGUCCCAACGACGUUCUCCUGGUUGAACUCGGUACCUCCUCCUUUACGUCUGCACUGCUUCGCUUGCCGCAGGGUUGCGAUAUGCUUUGCCAGCAGAUGUGGGCCUCCAUCGGCUACACUCUCCCCGCUGCCAUAGGAGCACAGCUAGCGGACGAAAAUCGCCGCGUUGUGUGCAUCAUCGGCGAUGGCGCUGCGCAAAUGACGGUGCAGGAGCUCGGCACGGCUGCGCGCUAUAGACUGAAGCCUACGUACAUUCUCGUUAACAACGAUGGCUACACAAUCGAGCGCUUCAUCCGCGGCUGGGACUCGUCAUACAACGACGUCGCCGUGUGGAACUGGACAGGCUUGGCGCGCAACUUCUGCAAAGGCGUGGAGCCACGCACCUGUCUUGUUAACUCGGUUGGCGGCGUAGAGGCGGUACUACGCGAGAGCCAGGACAACAUGGUGUUUGCCGAAGUGCUUGUCGGCAAGUUUGAGGGUCCUCUGUGCACCUCUGUGGAGCUUCCCGGCAAGCCCACGAGCAAGUAA
Leishmania braziliensis MHOM/BR/75/M2904 is the source of this 1653-nucleotide messenger RNA. RefSeq names its product putative putative pyruvate/indole-pyruvate carboxylase. The transcript has a single exon. NCBI's taxonomy places the organism in Eukaryota, Euglenozoa, Kinetoplastea, Trypanosomatida, Trypanosomatidae. The record is from RefSeq and is a predicted model, not a curated record. The coding region runs from base 1 to 1653 and encodes 550 amino acids. Gene Ontology annotation, molecular function: thiamine pyrophosphate binding; carboxy-lyase activity; magnesium ion binding.